Molecule: messenger RNA, 1917 nt
Organism: Theileria annulata
Lineage: Eukaryota; Apicomplexa; Aconoidasida; Piroplasmida; Theileriidae
Exons: 11
Coding region: 1-1917 (638 amino acids)
Molecular function (GO): zinc ion binding
Source: RefSeq, a predicted model, not a curated record
AUGAAAGAUGACGAUUGCUUCUUGGAACUAUUCAAGCUCCAUAAAAUGUUUGAAAAUUCAUUCCACAUUACAAACCCAAAACAAGAUAAUUCAAUAGAAAAGGUGUACAAUAACGAUAUAAUUUCAAUUAAUAUUUUAUUAAAGCCCACUGAUCCCGAUUUUGAUAGAACAAUACUAUCAAUUAAUGAUGGAAUAAAAAUUAAUCUUAAUUUACAUCGAGUAUCUGUAAAUAAUUAUCCUGAUUCCACAACAAAUCCUUCAGAAGAUCAUAGAAUCUCAAAUUUAAACACAAACUUAGACCAUUUACCAAACUUUCAGAGUGAUCAAUAUAGAUCCGGAACGUACUACGAUGUUAAGGAUAUAUCUGACAUCAGUAUAGAUGAUAAUACACUUUCAGAACAUUUUAAAAAUUCCAUAAGGAAAGUACUUCUAGACUAUAUUUCUAAAAAUUCCAAGCUCAGAAAGUAUGUAAUAUACGAAUCUCUAAAAUUUUUGGAUAAAAACCUGCUCAAAAUAUACACCAUUUCGGAAUCCGUUAGGAACAGCCGUACUAAUAAUGUAGCAACACAAGGAACUGAAUCAAAGGGUGGUGUGGAAAAGAAUAACACUACAAAGUCAGCAAAUUCAGAUAACCCAUGGACCUUAGAGGAGCAAAAAUGCCUUGAAGAUGGCCUUGUUAGAUCGAAAGGGAUUUCCGACCCAAGAGAGAAAUGGUUGUUCAUUUCCAAAAUGGUAAAGACGAGGACACCAGAAGAGUGUAGAAAGCGCUUCUUACGCUGCAGAGAAGUACUGGUCAGAAAUAACAGAACAGAAGAAAUCAAAGAACCAGAACAACCAACUUACUCACUGGACAGGACUGGAUCUUUGUCAUUUUCAAGACUGGAAAUGAUUAAACUGUCUCUGGGAAGGAUCGGAACAUUCUCGAUGGAUAUCGUAUGCCUGAGGUGUACUGAUAGGUUUGAGGUUACAUUGGCAGACCUGGGUGAAAAGACCAUCAUUUACUCUAAAAACUGCCAAAAGUGUAGUGUACCAAUUAGGUGCGAAUUCACACCUUCACUCUUCUUCCCAUCACAACUAACAUUCGGGAACCUGUCACUUUUAAACUCUGAUUUUAUCGAUCUUAACCACGCUGAAUUUAAACUAACCUGUGAAGAUUGCGAAACACAAUUAAGAAUAAGAGAAGUAAAAAUAGGGGAUAAAAAGAGUAUGAAUUGUAGAGGCUGUUUUACAAAGUUUCUAUUCUCUUUUGGUAACGUUCAAUUUGGAAGAGGAGAGGAACCAUCAAGAGAAAGUUCAGUUAAGAAGGUUAUAAAAUAUGAAAGGAAAACACCGACGGUAAAAGGAAUAAAAGUAGGAACACCCCUUCCAGCAAAUGGAACGUGCAAACAUUACAAAAAGUCAUUCAGAUGGUUCAGAUUCCCAUGCUGUGGAAGACUAUUCCCCUGCGACACCUGCCAUGAUGAAGCUACCGACCACAAAUGUGAAUACGCCAACUUUAUAGUAUGCGGAUAUUGCUCAACACAACAAGCAGCGUCAAACAAAGUUUGCAAAUUCUGUAGUAAGGGGUGUACAGCUUCAUCAAGCUCACAUUGGGAGGGAGGAAAAGGAUGUAGAGAUGGUACCAAACUAAGCAGGAAGGAUUCCAAGAAAUAUAAAUUAAUUAGUAAAAAUAACGGAAAAAACCAGUGUAAAGUAAAAUCACAAAUUGAAUUUAUCACGAAUAGCCAAAGCAGUAACAAAAGUUUAUCGUCAUAUUUACGUUAUAAGAUGUAUCAAUACCCACCAAAAAGUUGUGGUAUAGUGGAAUGUAGACUUUUAGUCGUUUUAAUAUUGUUUUCGAUUUUGUAUUUUAAUUAUUUUGUAUUUCAUCAGAAUAUAUUUGUUGUUUAUCUAUUUAAAAGAUGUUUAAACCAAUGA